Messenger RNA from Blastomyces dermatitidis ER-3, 2813 nucleotides. Its product is annotated as 8-amino-7-oxononanoate synthase. The transcript has 4 exons. Gene Ontology annotation, biological process: biosynthetic process. The record is from RefSeq and is a predicted model, not a curated record. The coding region runs from base 442 to 1683 and encodes 413 amino acids. Gene Ontology annotation, molecular function: pyridoxal phosphate binding. Lineage: Eukaryota; Fungi; Ascomycota; Eurotiomycetes; Onygenales; Ajellomycetaceae.
GCUCGGAUGAGUCUCACGUGCUCUGUAUGGGCCGCGAUGAGCUCAACCUUGACUACGAAUGCGGGAUAAUAUACAGGGAACACGAAUCGAGUGGAGGUGGGGGUGGAGGAAUAACCAAUGGCCUUUUUUGCCCCGAGCUGGCCUGUAGAGUCCCUACCCCUCAUCGCCCUCAGUCAGGUUCUAGGGAAUCUUUAAUCCUCAUGCUGACUGGUGGAACCCCUUUCUCUGCCCCAACGGGCCAACAAUAUCAAGGUUCUCACCGAGCCCUGAAUGUAAGGCUCGCCGGGUACCUACGCAGGGUAACAACCCUAGUCAAAAAACACACAAUGAAUUACGCUCAGAGCUUGCAGGGCUUGCCCCGCCUCAAGAACCCGUGAAUUUGUUGUGAAUGCUGGCGAAAUACUCAAAAUCUAAUCGAUCUGGUCACCAUGUAAUCGCAAAAUGGACUCGUCGUCUGGAGCUCUUCUGCGUGCUUUUAAAUCCCGCCUGGACGAGAGGGAGGCCAAAGGGCGCCGCCGCCGUCUACAAGUCCCGCCACCCGGUGCAGUGGAUUUCUCAUCCAACGACUUCCUCUCGCUCUCAACAUCAGCCCUCCUCCGCGCCCGCUUUUUACAAAGCCUUACACGUGAAUCGUCUUUGCAUCCACUCGCAAGCAAGGGAUCCAGGCUUUUGGACGGCAACUCUACAUACGCAGAAGAAUUGGAGCGCUUUAUAGCCUCCUUCCACAGCGCAGAGAGCGGCUUACUCUUCAACUCCGGCUAUGAUGCCAAUCUAUCGAUUUUCUCAUGCAUUCCACAGCCGGGGGAUGUUAUUCUGUACGAUGAAUUGAUCCACGCCAGUGCUCAUGAUGGGAUGAGGCUUUCAAGAGCAUCGAGGAAAAUACCAUUCAAGCACAAUUCGGCCGAUGAUUUUUUCAGAAUUGCGCAAAGCCUAUUGCAAGAGGACCAUCUGAUAGCGUCGGGCGAGAGAAAUGUCCUUGUCGCGGUGGAAUCCCUUUAUAGUAUGGAAGGUGAUAUUGCCCCCAUUGCGGAGCUUCUUGAGGUUAUCAAGACUGUGUUUCCCCGAGGGAACGGUUAUAUGAUCGUGGAUGAAGCGCACUCUACUGGAGCGUUCGGACCUCGAGGUGCCGGGAUUGUUCAAGAACUCGGUGUCCAAAGCCGUAUUUUCAUCAGACUACACACGUUUGGUAAAGCGUUAGCCAGCCAUGGAGCAAUUGUUCUCUGUUCCCAUCUUACCCGGGAAUAUCUGAUCAACUACGCUCGAAGCCUCAUAUAUUCCACGGCAAUGGGCAUGCCAUCCCUGGUUUCCACUCGCGCUGUGUACGACCUCAUGAGCGAAGGAGUGACCGAGACUCUUCAAUUUCAACUGCGCGAAGUUGUUCAAUACAUGGCUACAAAACUAAAAGGCCUACAACAAGCAGAUCCUCCGAUCUUGACAAUACAGCAUCAGUAUAGGUCUCCUAUUUUCUCCCUCCAGACGUCAAUGCCACGCGAGCUUGCGAGCUUUCUCCAGGCUGAGGGCCAAAUUGUCCGUGCAAUUAUGCCACCCACCGUACCCAAGGGAACAGAACGUGUGCGCGUGUGUCUACAUGCUAGCAAUACAUAUGAGGAGAUAGAUAGGUUCAUUGAGCUGAUCAAGGAAUGGGUUGAGCAGCAGCGGCCAGGAAGGGUUUUUAGGCUGUAGCAGAAGGGGCAGUCAAUUUGCUUACGAUACAGGCGAAUCAUAGAAAAAAGACAGGUGUGUAAGCUCUAUAUUAUUGCACGAAGUAGUACCGCCAUACUAGAAAAGUAUUUUGAAAUUUCUUAGAUAAUCUUUAGAACUGAGCUUGCACUUGGAAUCAAAUUCGGGUAUAGCCCCGGGACGGGGAGCCCGACCCUAUACUAAAUUUUUUCCCGUGUCCUGAAUACCCUAACUCCCAUCCUAUAGCGCAUAGGACAAAACCCAUUCUACUACCUGCUCCUAUGCCGCAAGAUUAAUCACUGCCUCCACUCCCUUCUCUGGACUGUCCGGCUAGUUUUCAUUGCCCCUGGUCGGAUAGGGCUCCGUGAUGUCAAUGUAGUCAUUUAUAUUGGAGAUAUUUUGGUGAAGAUAUCUAGUCGAAACAGGAGACUUAUUCUGGAAAUUCUGAGCCUAGGCAGAAGGCCUCCAAUUCCAAGGGCCGCAACCAUCUUCUGGGAGUAGUGGGCAAAAUAUGGUCAUCUGCCCUAUUGUCCUCGUAUGUAAACCGUGCGGACGAGAAGUAGACGCUUGUCUUCAAGAGCACACUUGGCCGGCAAGUCCCUAUGUCAGUACGGGUGGAUGGACCAACCAGCUAUGAGCCUUGAACAAGAACUGCUGAACAUGGUACCUUCUUUCAUUUCUAUAAUGGGGUGAGAUUACUGGGGCGACGUUGAAGGGUCUGGAGAAGCUAGUUUUAAACUGGGAAUAACACCAACCAACAUUUAGAUGGCGACAUUUCUUCCUACACUGCAUAACAGAGAACCGUUGAGGCUAUACCUAAUUUCUUUUAAAUAGCCAAAUUCAAUGCAACCAGCAUUGGGUACGAGACCGUUGGUUGGCCCCCCUAGAUUCUUACUUCCACGCGAACCUUCGCCUCGUGUUCGCUCGGCGGAUCUGUGGCAUCGGGAGCUAAACAUUAACACUGGAAAUUUUUUGAUCAAUUCUUUUUAAGAGUGGAACCUGCAAAGUGGAAAAGCGGAAGAAACACACACGGCGUCAUAGUCAAUUAUUCUAUUGUUUAAUUAUCCAAGUUCUGUGCUAUAUAUCUAGGAUUCCGCGUCACAUCUUCUAACUGCAAAAAAAUGUUUAGUCAA